Erinaceus europaeus (western European hedgehog) is the source of this 3207-nucleotide messenger RNA. It is a transcript of the gene POLDIP3, whose product is annotated as DNA polymerase delta interacting protein 3. Gene Ontology annotation, molecular function: mRNA binding. The coding region runs from base 89 to 1354 and encodes 421 amino acids. Gene Ontology annotation, cellular component: nucleus. The record is from RefSeq and is a predicted model, not a curated record. The transcript is spliced from 9 exons. Lineage: Eukaryota; Metazoa; Chordata; Mammalia; Eulipotyphla; Erinaceidae. Gene Ontology annotation, biological process: mRNA export from nucleus.
AAGUUGUUAGUCGCUUCGUAGGGGCCGAAGGGGCGGGCUCGAGGGUCGAGGGAAGCUAGGCUGCUCGCUGUUCGCUCGGCGGCGCAAGAUGGCGGACAUCUCCCUCGACGAGCUCAUCAGGAAGCGCGGAGUUGCGGCGAAGGGACGGCUCAAUACCAGACCAGGAGUUGGAGGUAUUCGAUCUCGUGUUGGAACACAGCAGAGCCUUCUCAGCCAGCCCACACGUACAGCCACCUUCCAGCAGAGAUUUGAUGCUCGGCAGAAAAUUGGCCUUUCUGAUGCCCGGCUCAAACUGGGAGUCAAGGACGCCCGAGAAAAGCUUUUACAGAAAGACGCUCGGUUCCGGAUCAAGGGGAAAGUGCAGGAUGCCAGAGAGAUGCUUAAUUCCCGUAAGCAGCAGAGCACAGUGCCCCAGAAGCCUCGCCAGGUGGCUGAUGCCCGUGAGAAGAUCAGCUUGAAGCGGAAUUCCCCUGCCACCUUCUUGAGUCCACCCAUUGGGACAGUGACCCCUGCUCUGAAGCUCACGAAAACUAUCCAAGUUCCACAGCAGAAGGCAUUGGCACCACUUCAUGCCCAUCCUGCUGGAAUGCGGAUCAACGUUGUCAAUAACCACCAGGCCAAACAGAAUUUAUACGAUCUGGAUGAAGACGAUGAUGUAGCAUCUCCCGUUCCUAGUAAACAGAUGAAAUUCCCUUCCUCGGGCAACUUGGCCCCCCACAUGGCGGGACUGAGCAGUUCCAAGCUUUCCAUGUCCAAGGCCCUCCCUCUUACUAAAGUGGUUCAGAAUGAUGCAUACACAGCUCCUGCUCUCCCCUCUGCUGUUAGAACAAAGGCUUUGACCAGUAUGUCCCGGACACUGGUGAACAAGGAGGAAACCCCCAAAGAGCUGCCACCUGCUGAGCCUGUCCUCAGCCCUUUGGAAGGCACCAAGAUGACUGUGAAUAAUUUGCACCCCCGAGUCACUGAGGAGGACAUUGUUGAGCUUUUUUGUGUAUGUGGAGCCCUGAAGCGGGCACGUCUGGUCCAUCCUGGGGUAGCAGAGGUGGUCUUUGUGAAGAAAGACGAUGCCAUCACUGCAUAUAAGAAGUAUAACAAUCGGUGUCUUGACGGGCAACCAAUGAAAUGUAACCUUCACAUGAACGGGAAUGUUAUCACCUCUGACCAGCCCAUCCUGCUACGGCUGAGUGACAGCCCCUCAGUGAAAAAGGAAAGUGAGCUGCCUCGCAGGGUGAAUUCUGCUGCCUCCUCCCACCCACCUGCUGAAGUGGACCCAGACACCAUCCUGAAGGCCCUCUUCAAGUCCUCAGGGGCCUCAGUGACCGCACAGCCCACAGAGUUCAAAAUCAAACUUUGAGUGGGGAGCGAGGCAGCUAGAAGCUGGGGACAGAGGGUGGCUCUGUUACCCAAAGCAAAGCUUGUGACCAAUGGACCUGUCGGAUUGGAGGCCCCUGGGUUUUGGAAGGGUUGCGGGGAUAGAGAGCUUCCUCACUGGAUGGGACCCACCUUUCUGUGUUGUGUUUUCCCUGUGCUCUUCUGUGCAUUAACAUUUCAUAUUGUGUGCUUGUUCUCCUCCACGGCAUUAUCAGGGUAGGCUUGUUUCUCAAGAGUCGCUCCCUAGCUCUGCCCCAGACCGGUUUCUCAUCUGGAAACAGUGUCCUAGUGCAUUUAGUGAUUCGUGGUAGCCCCAUGAAAUGCUGGACAGGGACUAUUGAAGAAUACUGCUUUCCCCAGAAAGCAAGAGAUUGCCUCCCCUUUCUCUAUUUCAACUAAAUUGGGGGGUAGAAGCCUCUGCUCUCCUAGUGGGGGCCAGGUCUACUUGAGGCAGUCCCUCCCAUCUGUCAAAUCAGUGAGAUGGGGGGGGGGGCUAUCAGCCAUGGACCGUUUGUCCUCUGCCACACUGGCUCCAUACCAGGCUGUUUUGGCAAAGGCCUUGUGGCUGGGGAGGUGAGCUGCUCAGUUUCAGAGGUAGGUCAUGCCUCUCUUGGGUUCUGUCCCCUUCUAGCCUUCUGUGCAUCACUGCUGAGAAGGGUUUGAACUAGCAGCCCUCCCAACACCCACCUUCCAUGACAUUCUGCACACUCUGGUGCCAGCUCUCUUGCUAUUUGGAUUAAUUAAAUGGGAAAUGUCGGCUUAGUCCUGGCUGUUCCUUUCUGGACUCAGAUGUCUUUAGGACCAUAGUUGGGGAGACUGGAAACAUUUCAGCAGCCAUCAAGGGAUGAGCUCCCACUUUUCUAGCAGACCUAUCUUCUCCCUGAGCAGAAGGGUAUCUUUCUGCCUCGUCAGUGGGAGGGUGGUGGGCACUGAGUUACAGACCAGCCCUUCCAGCAGCUCAGGAAAACUGGAGAACCCAGGGGUAAGCUCUGGAUGCCAGUGUAGUGUUGCUCUGGGGCUGUUGGAGACUGGAGUCGGAGCACACUUAGCAGCAGGGUUCUAGACUUCACACAGUCAGAGGCAGCUGCUGUGAAAGGCAAAGGGACCUGAGACUCUGAAGAGUCUCUCAUGACCCGCCUGGGGCCAUCCCCAUGAAGAAAAGCACAGAAAUCUGUGUUUCCACACAUUUCAGUCUGUCAAGCAGGAUGGAACCAGAGCCUGAACCUAGCUCAGCUCACCAAUUCUGAGGUUGCCCAGGCCUUUGAAGUCCAAGGAAUGUGCUUGAUGCACUUAGUGGUUCUCUAAGGAAUGUUACUCUUACAUUCCUUCUCCCUUUGAAUGGGUGCAAACUUAAUUCUCUUCAGCAGCUGGAAGACAUUCCUCCUGUACUUUCCACUUCUUGACCUAAGAGAGCCCCCAAGAUAGUACCUGGCUUCUUGGGUGCUGGGUGGAGUAUUGAGGACACUGUCUAGACUGAUUCCGGUGGGGAUGGUUAAUAACUUGCCUACAUGACUUUCUUUACUCUCUGCCCCAUGCUGGGCUGCUCUGGUUGUCAUUAUUCUGUUUGGUUAUGGCCACAUGGCCUUCUGUAUGUUAUCCUUUGAACAGGCACAUGGUACUUUGUGGAAUGGAGCCUGUUUAUCUCCUCGCCGUAUGGGCCGUCAUCGAGGGAAACGGAAAAGAGAGGGUGUUGGGCCAGGCCAGUCCUUGUGUCCCUCUCCACCUUCUACUCCCCUGCAUUCCCAUCUGUGUCUGUUGUUCAGUGGGAGAGGAAGAGGCAUUAAAGAGUGGAGGAGACUGUGUUACCCAUUUCUGAAUAAACAUUUGUUAUUCCUA